Molecule: messenger RNA, 429 nt
Organism: Thunnus maccoyii (southern bluefin tuna)
Lineage: Eukaryota; Metazoa; Chordata; Actinopteri; Scombriformes; Scombridae
Product: ladderlectin-like
Exons: 5
Coding region: 1-429 (142 amino acids)
Molecular function (GO): signaling receptor activity
Source: RefSeq, a predicted model, not a curated record
AUGGCUCUGGCUGGAGCUGCUGCUCUUCAAGAAGCAGAGAAAGACAACGAGACAGAGGCAAUAAUUCAAGAAGAGGAGCAUCAUGUUGACAAGCGGUCAACAUAUUGUCCCGAUGGCUGGACUAAGUACAACAUCCGCUGUUUCCUCUUUGUUCCCGAAGCCUUGAGCUGGGCUCAAGCUGAGAAAAACUGCCUGUCCAAGGGUGCACACCUUGCAUCGGUUCAUGGAACGGAGGAGUACAACCAGAUUAAAAGUAUGAUUGAAGAAAAAACUCAUGAGUAUCCUGAGACAUGGAUUGGAGGCUCUGACAGCCAAGGGGAUGGUGUUUGGCUCUGGAGUGAUGGCACACCUUUCAUUUUCUCAUACUGGUGCAGCGGAGAACCUACUACGCAGCAAUGUUUACAGAUGAACUACGGAGGUAAACCAUGA